Sphenostylis stenocarpa is the source of this 513-nucleotide messenger RNA. The record is from the annotation of a GenBank genome assembly. NCBI's taxonomy places the organism in Eukaryota, Viridiplantae, Streptophyta, Magnoliopsida, Fabales, Fabaceae.
AUGAAUGAACGAAGGCUUGUCGCCUGUUUGAUGAAAUGUGUUUCAAUGGCGAGUGAUGAUGAAGCAGUGAAGAACGCACUGAUAGUAGAUGCUCGGGCAAGAAACAUCAGUCACAAUGUGAGGUGCACGGAGUGUGGGAGUCAAUCUAUUGAGGAUUCUCAAGCAGACAUUGCCAUUUUGCUCAGGAAGUUAAUUCGUGAUGAAAUUCGGGCUGGAAAGAGUGACAAGGAAAUCUACAAAAAGCUUGAGGACGAUUUUGGAGAGACUGUACUAUAUACACCAAAGUUUGAUAUGCAGACAGCAGCUUUGUGGUUAUCACCGGUCCUAGUUGCCGGUGCAGCUGCAGGAAUAUGGGCUUAUAAGAAGCAUAAACAAAAGACUAAUGUCCAUAUCAUGGCUCUGGACCUUGUUAGAGGUGUUUCAUUGACCCCAAAAGAGAAGGAAACGAUGCUUGAUAUUCUGACACCACCUCCUUCACAGGGAGCUAGAAAACCCUUUUGGUGGAGGAGAUGA